This is a messenger RNA of Sclerotinia borealis F-4128, 585 nucleotides long. The record is from the annotation of a GenBank genome assembly. Lineage: Eukaryota; Fungi; Ascomycota; Leotiomycetes; Helotiales; Sclerotiniaceae.
AUGCACUGUUUCAUCUGCAAUGGCGGCAACCCAACAGACAGCGGCAUAUGCCAAGACUGUGAUGGGUUCUUACCAAGAGGGGCGAUUGUCCAACGUGUAGAUAUCAGGAAUGACCCAAAGAAGAGCGAAAUCGUGGAUGCAAAUGUUCAGGAGGCAAAAUUGUGGUUUUGCGAGGAGCCGAACGCUGGCAAGGAGCCGAAAGCAGGUAGAUAUGGCAAUCAUUUGGUCAUACAGGUUGAGGUGUUUGAUGUUAAGGUCUACGUGGUAAUUGCCGAGGACCCCGAGAAGUCCAAGAAUGCCGAGAAGCCCAAGAAUCCCGAGGAUGCCGAGAAGCUCAAGAAGGAGUGGGACGAGAAGCGACAACUAAGGGUUCUCGAGGACCCCAAAACAGAAAAAGAUGUUGAGGGUCGUGUGAGGAUUUCUGUUGCGAAGAGAAAUGAGAAUGGGGAAGGGCCGAGAUAUAAACCUCCCUAUACUGCUCAAUUGUUGUUGAAGGAAGAACAGACGUGGACAAAAUAUGAUCGAUGUAUUGAGGAGGAGAGAAAGAAGAAAAAGGAUGAAGAGAAGAAGUCGCUUGGGAACUGA